AUGUCUGACAACGUACGCAGCACAGAUGCCCUGCCGGACUUAGAGGACAGAAGCCUGUCCGAUCGCUCUGAGGAACGGUCAGGAGCGGUGGCGGUGAGGGAGACUUGCUCAGACGCUGAAAUGAACUUGAGAUUGACCAGAAAUGCUGGCGGUUCCGGCACAGAUGCAGAAAGUUCCAUCGAUUUUGAACGCAUGGUAGACGCUGACCAUUUCUUGAUCAGUGAUGGAAACCAAUUCCCUCACAGCUUAGAAGAAGAAGUAGGAGAGGAAAACAAGGAGGAAGAAUCGACAGAAGAGCAGCCUCAGGUACCGUGCAAUGAGCCUAACCACAAUCAGUAUUUAUCGGCUGAGGAUCGGGCCCUGGAGGAUUGGGUGUCUUCUGAGACAUCUGCCCUACCCCGUCCUCGCUGGCAAGUCCUUAACGCUCUUCGCCAGCGGCAGCUGGGUUCAAGUGCCCGCUUUGUAUAUGAGGCCUGUGGGGCAAGAGUCUUUGUGCAGCGUUUCCACCUGCUGUAUGAGCUUGAAGGCCAUAAUGGUUGUGUCAAUACUGUGCAUUUUAACCAGCGUGGUACCUGGCUGGCCACUAGCAGUGAUGACCUUAGAGUGAUUCUGUGGGACUGGGUGCGUCAGCAGCCAGUGCUGAACUUUGAGAGUGGCCACAGAAAUAAUGUUUUUCAGGCCAAGUUCCUUCCCAACUGUGGGGAUUCCAUCCUGGCCACGUGUGCCCGUGAUGGGCAAGUACGCACAGCAGAGCUGUCUACUGCACCACACUGCAAGAAUACUAAGCGUGUGGCCCAGCACAGGGGAGCCUCCCACAAGCUGGCUCUGGAGCCAGACUCCCCUUUUAAGUUCCUCACUUCAGGUGAAGAUGCAGUUGUCUUUGCCGUUGAUCUCAGACAAGGCCAGCCCGCUUCAAAAGUGGUGGUAACAAAAGAGAAGGAGAAGAAAGUAGGGUUAUAUACAAUCUGUGUAAAUCCUGCCAAUAUCUACCAGUUUGCAGUGGGUGGGCGAGAUCAGUUUGUCAGAAUUUAUGACCAGAGGAAAAUUGAUGAGAAUGAGAAUAAUGGCGUAUUCAAGAAAUUCUGUCCGCAUCACCUGGUCAACUGUAAUUCUAAACCAAACAUCACCUGCGUUGUGUACAGUCACGAUGGCACAGAGCUCCUGGCCAGUUACAAUGAUGAAGAUAUUUAUCUUUUCAACUCUUCUCACUGUGAUGGAGCCCAGUAUGUUAAAAGAUACAAGGGGCACAGAAAUAAUGCCACAGUCAAAGGUGUCAAUUUCUAUGGCCCCAGAAGCGAGUUUGUGGUGAGCGGUAGUGAUUGCGGCCACAUCUUUCUCUGGGAGAAAUCAUCCUGCCAGAUUGUUCAGUUCAUGGAGGGAGAUAAAGGAGGGACCAUAAACUGUCUUGAACCCCAUCCUUACCUGCCUGUGAUGGCAACCAGUGGCCUAGAUCAUGAUGCUAAGAUCUGGGCACCCAUAGCUAAAGCUACCAACAGGCUUACUGGGUUAAAGAAUAUUAUUAAGAAGAACAAACAAGAACGAGAUGAAGACAGCUUGCACCACAUCGACAUGUAUGACAGCCACAUGCUUUGGUACCUCAUGCAUCACCUGACACACAGAGGUCUUCACCGACGCUGGAGAGGCCCUGGAGUUGGGGCCAUGGAUGCAGACUCGGAUGAGUCUUCCGCUACCUUAAAUCCAUCCGAGGAGGAAGAGAAUCAAGACCGGGUGCAGUGCCUGCCAUCCUGA
Camelus dromedarius (Arabian camel) is the source of this 1749-nucleotide messenger RNA. Its product is annotated as DDB1- and CUL4-associated factor 8-like. Gene Ontology annotation, molecular function: protein binding. The transcript has a single exon. Gene Ontology annotation, cellular component: cytoplasm; Cul4-RING E3 ubiquitin ligase complex. The record is from RefSeq and is a predicted model, not a curated record. Lineage: Eukaryota; Metazoa; Chordata; Mammalia; Artiodactyla; Camelidae. Bases 1 to 1749 code for a protein of 582 amino acids.